This is a messenger RNA of Rattus rattus (black rat), 2857 nucleotides long. RefSeq names its product replication protein A1 (gene Rpa1). The transcript has 17 exons. The record is from RefSeq and is a predicted model, not a curated record. Gene Ontology annotation, cellular component: nucleus; DNA replication factor A complex. Lineage: Eukaryota; Metazoa; Chordata; Mammalia; Rodentia; Muridae. Gene Ontology annotation, biological process: nucleotide-excision repair; double-strand break repair via homologous recombination; meiotic cell cycle. Gene Ontology annotation, molecular function: single-stranded telomeric DNA binding; damaged DNA binding. Bases 73 to 1917 code for a protein of 614 amino acids.
GCAGCCCGCGGGACCCCGGCAAAGAAGCUGGGGCGGUGCAGGAGCGCGAGCGCGGGAGUUAGCCGUGCAGCCAUGGUGGGACACCUGAGCGAGGGGGCCAUUGCGGCCAUAAUGCAGCAGGGAGAUACAUCCAUAAAACCCGUUCUUCAAGUCAUUAACAUCCGUCCCAUUACUACAGGGAAUAGUCCACCGCGGUAUCGACUGCUUAUGAGUGAUGGGUUGAACACACUUUCCUCCUUCAUGCUGGCCACGCAGCUGAACGCCCUGGUCGAGGGGGGCGAACUGGCCAGCAACUGUGUCUGCCAGGUCCAACGCUUCAUCGUCAACACCCUGAAGGACGGAAGGAGAGUAGUUAUUUUGAUGGAUUUGGAAGUUGUGAAAUCUGCUGGCGAAGUUGGAGUAAAGAUUGGGAAUCCAGUGCCCUAUAAUGAAGGACAUGCGCAGCAGCAAGCAGUCUCUGCCCCAGCCUCUGCAGUGACACCACCAGCCAGCAAGCCCCAACCUCAGAAUGGGAGCUUGGGAGUGGGUUCCACUGUAGCUAAGGCGUACGGGGCCCCAAAGCCGUUUGGAAAGCCUGCUGGAACUGGCCUGCUGCAGCCUACCAGUGGGACACAGUCCAAAGUGGUGCCCAUCGCCAGCCUCACCCCUUACCAAUCCAAGUGGACGAUUUGUGCCCGUGUCACCAACAAAAGUCAGAUCCGUACCUGGAGCAAUUCCCGUGGGGAAGGAAAGCUCUUCUCUAUAGAACUUGUGGAUGAAAGUGGUGAAAUCAGAGCUACGGCUUUCAAUGAGCAGGUGGACAAGUUCUUUCCCCUUAUUGAAGUGAACAAGGUGUAUUACUUCUCCAAGGGCACUCUGAAAAUCGCUAACAAACAGUUCUCGGCUGUUAAAAAUGACUAUGAAAUGACCUUCAAUAAUGAGACGUCUGUCCUUCCCUGCGAAGAUGGCCAUCACUUACCCACAGUUCAGUUUGACUUCACAGGGAUCGGUGACCUAGAGAGCAAGUCUAAAGACUCACUUGUAGACAUAAUUGGAAUCUGCAAGAGCUAUGAAGAUGCGACUAAAAUCACAGUGAAGUCUAACAACAGAGAAGUUGCUAAGAGAAAUAUCUGUUUGAUGGACAUGUCAGGGAAAGUGGUGACUGCGACGCUGUGGGGAGAGGACGCUGACAAGUUUGACGGUUCUAGGCAGCCUGUGAUGGCCAUCAAAGGAGCCCGAGUGUCCGACUUUGGUGGGCGGAGCCUCUCCGUCCUAUCGUCUAGCACUGUCCUUGUGAAUCCUGACAUCCCAGAGGCCUAUAAGCUCCGUGGAUGGUUUGACUCAGAAGGACAAGCCUUAGAUGGAGUUUCCAUCUCUGAUCUCAGGAGUGGAGGGACCGGAGGGAGCAACACCAACUGGAAAACUUUGUAUGAAGCUAAAUCCGAGAACCUGGGCCAGGGCGACAAGGCGGACUAUUUCAGCACUGUGGCAACAGUGGUGUUUCUUCGCAAAGAGAACUGUAUGUACCAGGCCUGCCCGACCCAGGACUGCAAUAAGAAAGUGAUUGACCAGCAGAAUGGGUUGUACCGCUGUGAGAAGUGUGACCGGGAAUUUCCCAAUUUCAAAUACCGCAUGAUCUUAUCGGUAAAUAUUGCAGAUUUUCAGGAGAAUCAGUGGGUGACAUGUUUCCAGGAGUCCGCGGAGGCCAUUCUUGGACAGAACACUGUGUACCUUGGGGAACUCAAAGAGAAGAACGAGCAGGCGUUUGAAGAGGUUUUCCAGAAUGCCAACUUCCGAUCAUUUACAUUCAGAAUCAGAGUCAAGCUGGAGACCUACAAUGAUGAAUCUCGAAUUAAGGCCACUGUGAUAGACGUGAAGCCCGUGGACUACAGAGACUAUAGCAAAAGGCUGAUCAUGAACAUCAGGAAGAACAUUUGAUGUGAGCAAGUACUGCUGGUGGAUGGAGAGGAAAGAACGGAAAUAGAAUGGCUUCCUUCCCACCCCCACCCUAUGCGACAGCCCCACAAUGAUAAUGAAGAUCCUCAGGAGAGACUGGCAACCUUCUGCACCCCUUUUGGGACUCCUUGAUAGGCAAAAGGCAACGAGCUUAGAGGGCUGUUCUAGACCUUCAUGAAGUGCCAGCUCUCGGCUGGCAGGUAGCUAGCAGCAGUCCCUCCUGUCUCCAGCUUUGUCGGUCACGCAGGAAUUAUGUCACAGGUCAUUGACCCCACUCUGGAUAAUGAGGUGAAUUAUAUGACCUGAAGUUUGCUUUUCCAGUGGUGGCACCUUUUUGUCUUGGGUUCCUCCUGGAGGCAGUAAGAGCGGGGAAGAACCCAGGUGUUUAGAGGGUGUGUCUGCCUAUAAUCAAAGGCUCCAUUUUGCAGAGGUACCACAUGCUUGUUAAUGCUUGGAAUGGCAGAGGGUGGAAUUAUUAAUCAAAGGCCUAUCAUUAAUAUCUGAAUAUCCUUCAGGGUCUAAUGGGUUUAAUAGACUGAGUCAGAUGCAUCUGAUAUUAAUCAAAAUUGUCUCUUCUGAGGAUGGCUGAUAAGCAUUGACUUGCUGUCCCCUUGGGGAAAAGCAAACCCCAAAUUGCAUAAUUUACCUCAUUAUCCACAGAGUGGGGUCGGUUACUGGUGAUAUAGUUCCUGUGUGAAGAUAACAGAAUCUUGGUAAAUCCGACAAAGCCAGAGACAGAGGAGGGACUGGGACAUCCAGGCCACGGCAGAGCACUGCUGGGGUGUUUCCUCAGUUAAUGUUAGGUUUGGUUACCAGAUGGCCCUGGACCUUUAUUAGAGCUCUGUUAAAUAGAGAGAGUUUAAGAAAGACGCCCUUUGUUUCCCUUGCUUUAUUUGAAUAAACAGUGUAUCUGUGGAUCCUA